Molecule: messenger RNA, 1816 nt
Organism: Pristis pectinata (smalltooth sawfish)
Lineage: Eukaryota; Metazoa; Chordata; Chondrichthyes; Rhinopristiformes; Pristidae
Product: zonadhesin-like
Exons: 12
Coding region: 1015-1776 (253 amino acids)
Source: RefSeq, a predicted model, not a curated record
CGGCUUCGUGCUCAGCGACAACCGCUGCGUCCGGCUGGAGGAUUGCGGCUGCGUCGACUACAACAACGACUACCACGAGUCUGGGGACAAGUGGCUGAACCAGCAUUGUGACACCAGAUGUACCUGCAACAAAGGACAGCUGAGCUGCAAGGCCCACAAAUGCAGCGAAAACUCGGUGUGCGCCCUGAAGAAGGACGGAAGAUACAAAUGCAGACCUGUCUCGUUUGAAGCGUGCCUCAUCUCAGGCGACCCUCACUACCUGACCUUCGACGGACUGGGCUCACCACUUCCAAGGGAAAGGCACCUACACCCUGGCCACCACCUACGCCGACUCCGAGACCCUGCAGCCGUUCAACAUCGAGGGCAGAAACAAAGUGCGGGCGGGGUAACAAGAAGGUGUCCUACUUGGCCACGGUCUACAUCGACGUCUACGGCCACUCGAUAGAAUUCCACAAGAGGAAGCGGCUGCUGCUGGAUGAUGAAGAGGUGACACCUCCAUACAAAUCACGUGAAGGUUUCCACAUCUACCAGAAGUCCAGGACCCUGUAUCUGGAGACGGACUUUGGUCUCUCCGUCAACUUUGACGGAAAAGAGAAUGCAGAUAUUAUUGUUCCCAGCCUGUACAAGAGGAAGGUCCGAGGGUUGUGUGGCAAUUAUGACGGGAGAUACAGGAACGACUUCACCCUGCCGGACGGCACGCGGGUUUCCGACCUGGAGGAGUUUGGGAAUAGCUGGGAAGUAGAGGACGACGAUGAUGAUGACUAUGAACGGAAGAGGAAGUGGACACAACCGUCCGAGCUGAGGAGGUUCAGGCGUGAGAAUGUUGAGGAGGGCACAGAUCCCGAGCCGGAGACCGGAUACGUGAGUUGCGAUGCUUCCACCUUCAACAGCACAACUCAAUGUGGGGCUCUUCUGAACCCUCAAGGGCCGUUCCGCAACUGCCAUCCUUUUAUUGAACCAGAAUUGUAUUACCGGAACUGCCUCUAUGACUUGUGUCAGACCGCUGACCCCGAGAUGCUGUGCGCCAGCUUUGAGAUGUACGUCCAAGCCUGUCAGGCGAACGGCACCGCUCUGCCUGACUGGAGAAAAUACACAGGCUGUGCGAUGGCCUGUCCCCCCAACAGCUCGUACAGGCCCUGCAUGGCUGCCUGCCCCCCCACCUGUGCAAACCUGGCCGCCCCAUCAGAAUGUGACAGCCCAUGCAUGGAAGGAUGUGAGUGCAACAGGGGCUUUGUCUACAGCGGCUUUGACUGUGUGCCUUACAGUCAGUGUGGCUGCACCUACCGGAACAAGUACUACGAGGUUGGAGAAAGGUUCCUCACUGAUGACUGUACAGAAGAUUGCAACUGUAAUAUGACAGAUACCAUUCAGUGUUCGACAAUGCGUUGUCCUGAGAACACAACAUGCACCAUCAUCAACUCCAAAAGAACAUGUGGGCUCACUUGUGGCAGCGAUACUUGUCAGAAUGGCGGCACAUGUGCAGAGACUAAAAGUGGAAUUAAAUGUUUGUGUCAUCCGUUGUACAGAGGGAAAUACUGUGAAGAUAACACCAUCAUCAUCAUUAUUGCAGUACUGGUACCCAUUGUGGUCCUUCUCAUCGGAGCCCUGAUGAUUUACCUCUUCUGCUGCAGGAACGGAGGGGUGAAGGAAAGAGACAGUACGAGUGACAUCAGCUCCAUUGUGAGUUACGACAACAUAGCAGACCUGACGCAGAGCUGGCAGCUCGACCAAGGUGCAAGGCACGGCGGGGUAUCGAACCCGCAAUACCAGCGCUAACCGCACUGAUGCCCGGGACUGAAACUGAUUUGUCUGAGAU